CUCUCCUUGUGUUUCAUACAUACAUAUAUACACGCGCACAUACACACACACAGUCCUUCGAAAUUGGAUGGAUGGAAUAAAAAAAGAAAAAGAAAAAAGAAAGAGAAAAGAAGAGCUAGCUAACGUCUUAUCGGUAUACUCGACGAUAUUCAACCUCCUGAACUCUCUGGAGGGCUAAUUUUAAGACAGGAUCCUUGAGAAGAAGUAAGGCAUUAAACCGAGGAAUCCUCGUGAGAUGAUCAUCGGUCAUGGCGUCUUUAAGAAGAACGAUUCCAAACGUGAUUCUUCUCCUUCUUCUGUCAUUUUUAGCUACAAUGACGGAACGUGGUAUAUGUCGGCUUAUCGUACCUACGAGUCCCUCGUAUUUUUUAAGAACGACGAAGGCCGUCAAAUUGUCAACUGGAAAUAUGGAACUCGUUGAAGAGGAACAAUGUUCCAAUCGAGUUUUACGUCUAACCUGUAGAUCUCUCAAAGCUUUCAUUUUCGUAUUGGAAGCGGAAUAUCAAUCUAAUCGAACGGGUAUUUGUGGAUACGAAUCGCAAAGACUGAUGAUAGGACAAAAGAAGAAAUUCAAAUUGGGCAUAAAAAAUUCAUAUGUCAAGGACACGAGACAAUUACGUGGAAAUUAUAUCAAAGACGACGAUGAAGAAGAUAGAUAUCUGUUCGACGUUAGGGCUUCCUUCAACAGAAAAUGUUCCGGUCAACAUCAUUGCCGGUAUAAUUUAAGCAGCGAUCAUCCAGGAACAACCUAUUGGCAUCCCGCUGCUUUAAGAUUAAAGUACGCUUGUGUUCCUGAGGUAGCGGUUUGUAAAUAUUGCAAUGUGGAAGUAAGAAUACCCAAAGGGAACGAAGGAGGUUAUUUAAAAUCCCCGGGAUAUCCAUUGUAUUAUCCAGGUGGUUAUUCCUGUGGUUGGACAUUCAAAUCAUCACCUGGUGAAAGGAUUAUCCUUACCUUUCACGACCUGAAUAUUCGCAGUCCAGAAGCUGAUGGAAGUUGUAUAGACGUCGUGAGAGUUCGAGAAAAAGGAAAUACUUUGUUCGAACGUUGUGGCAUCGCCGCUGGCAUUAAAAUUGUCUCUAAUUCGAACCUUGUGACCCUUGACCUAAUAGCCUCGACGAGACUCUAUCCUGCUCGAGGAUUCCUUUUACAAUAUCAAGUGUUGGGCUGUCCGAACAUUUCAGCACCAAACGGAAGCUAUAUAUCGUAUGAUACAGUGACGUCAAGAACGUUCUCGUGUAAAUCCGGGACUGUGUUUCCCGACACAAGAAAAGAGAAUAGAAUACUUGAAUGUAAGAACGGCAAAUGGAACGAGACCAUCGAUAAGCUGCCAACUUGCGUGGCUACGUCCGCGGUAAUUCUCAAGACAGAGAACGAACAUCAUCAUUUAUCGAGUCUCUCGGGUGAUAACGUUCUUGGUGGGGGCGUAAGAAUCGGUAGGGGCGAAGGCGCACUCGCAAACGGAAACGGCCAGGCUAUGGAUUCGGCGCAAUCUGCUAUGAUGAAGCAAGCGGACUACGUCGUAGAUGUCGUAUUACCAACCGUCCUGAUCGCUUUAUUGUUCGUUGGCAAUGCCAUUAUUGUCUAUAUUAUAUUCCAAUAUAGAAAGAGAAAAAUUCCAAUGACGGCGCAAGGAGAAGAGAUGGCCUUGAGAAACGAAGCGGCGGACGUUCCACAAGUGUGAUUCCAAAGGAGAAGACUAAUUACGUUUAAUGUCAAUUUUGUCGUUCAAGCAGAAAGUUAAUCAAAGGCCUAGUUCAUAUAUACUUCCGAAGAAUAAGAGGAGUCAUUUAAAUGUGAGCGCUCAAAAUGAAACGCUCAUUUUUUUUGCAUCUAAAUAGAUGCAAUGAUGUAUACGCUAUUACGAAGAAAACAUAAAGUGUGUAUAUAUUCUUUAAGAAUUCUCUCAAAAGAAGAAAAAGAAAAAAAAUGGAAAAAAAAGAAAAAAGAAAAAAAAAAUAGAAAAGGGAAAAAAAUUCAACGUUGCGUACACGUACACCGUGAAUAAUAAUUAAUGCGUGUACUUAAGUAGAUAUAUGUAUGUACAUAGGCAUGUACAUACGUAUAUGUACAUAUAUACACGUUAUUAUAUAUUUAAAUGGGUAUGAUGUACAGCCAUGACAUUGCGUAUACUUUAACGACAAAUGUAUUAUAUAAUAUAAGAAAAUAAUAUAUUCUAUAUUUCGUCCAAAUUGUGAAUAACUUAUAAAAUAAAAAGAAUGUUUUUUCGUAA
Molecule: messenger RNA, 2231 nt
Organism: Vespa crabro (European hornet)
Lineage: Eukaryota; Metazoa; Arthropoda; Insecta; Hymenoptera; Vespidae
Exons: 8
Coding region: 249-1682 (477 amino acids)
Source: RefSeq, a predicted model, not a curated record